AUGGCACUAUUUAGUGCCACAAAUCUCGGCUACAAGUCCGUCAAUUUCGCCGGUUCACUGAGGCUCGGGCCCAACAGCCAGCCCAAGAGAAUCAAAACCACCCAACUUUUGAAGAACCCUAGAAGAUUGUCUCUCUACUAUGUCAAUCUCCUCGCCAUCAGAGUCGGGAGAAAGGUCGUCGCAAUUCCUCCCUCUGUCUUCGCCUUCGAUCACAACACCGGUGCCGGCACCGUUUUCGAUUCAGGCACGGUGUUCACGAUCCUGGUGAAGCCGGUGUACGUGGCGGUGAGGGACGAGGUGGCCGGCAGUUGUGGCUGACGGCGGUGCUCUCCACCGGGGAAUAAGGGGGCGGCGUCAGUCUUGG
Messenger RNA from Salvia miltiorrhiza (redroot sage), 364 nucleotides. RefSeq names its product aspartyl protease AED3-like. The record is from RefSeq and is a predicted model, not a curated record. Lineage: Eukaryota; Viridiplantae; Streptophyta; Magnoliopsida; Lamiales; Lamiaceae. Gene Ontology annotation, biological process: proteolysis. The transcript is spliced from 3 exons. Bases 1 to 318 code for a protein of 105 amino acids. Gene Ontology annotation, molecular function: aspartic-type endopeptidase activity.